Molecule: messenger RNA, 3497 nt
Organism: Sinocyclocheilus rhinocerous
Lineage: Eukaryota; Metazoa; Chordata; Actinopteri; Cypriniformes; Cyprinidae
Product: vitamin D3 receptor B-like
Exons: 9
Coding region: 946-2208 (420 amino acids)
Biological process (GO): positive regulation of transcription by RNA polymerase II; negative regulation of transcription by RNA polymerase II; cell differentiation
Cellular component (GO): nucleus
Molecular function (GO): nuclear receptor activity; zinc ion binding; vitamin D response element binding
Source: RefSeq, a predicted model, not a curated record
UUAAAGUUGAUUUAUUAUUAUAUGAUUUACUUCUGUCCCCCUUUUUGAAUCUGUCUGAAUAUUGACAAGCAAAAAACAAUCAUUAUCAUUACUGGAGAAGCCUUGAAAAAUAGCAACAUCCAUCUGCAGGUUACCUUCAAAAAUAUGCACAUAAGUAGUGCCAUGUUUGUGGAUGACUGCCAACUAAAUCUUCACAAACAGGGAUUGCAAAUGUUUCACACAUUUUGAAUAGAUGAAUAAAUGAACAGCCCAAUUUAGAUAAAUGCAUAAUUAUGUGCUGAAGUGUUUUGAAAUGGUUUUAUUAGUGCGAGUUUUCUGUGUGCAUUAGAGUAAUUUGAGAACUUUCUCUUGAAGAGGUUACAUCGUGUGUGUGUGUGUGUGUACACUAUAUGAAGCAUUUCCUCACAACUUACUGAGUGAAAACAGGAAAACAUCAUUCAGGUGACAUCACCCUCUAUGCUGAGGUAUGUUUAUUUGGUUUGCACUGUUCCUGUUUGUACACAUGGAGUCGUGAUGUCCCCGCGACCUUUCACAUAGAUCUCCACUUUAUUGCUGAUUCCAUGUAUUACGACAGGGUUAAGGGUGAAAGGGUUAAUCGCGUGCUUUUCUCAUAUACACAUUUAUUGUGACAGUAUUCUUAUCACCUGAUGCUUUUUAGCUGUUUGAGUUGGUGUGUCACUUUGACCUCUGACUCAUUUCAGCAUGGCUGCUGUUCCUCAUGGGUUGCUCAGUGGGGCUAUAUAUAAUGAUUUUAUGUUUCUGUUUUUGCUGACCUUGUUCUUUUUUUUUUUUUCUUUCUUUUUUUCAAAAAAGGCUUUUGAUGGAGAUAUUGAAGCUGACAUCUGUUUGUUUUCAUUUGCACGGUCUCCUACAACCACUCCAAUCCUCCUGCCCUUCCUCGAUGGUGUAGCACUGAUAGCUAAUUAAUAUUCCCCUCUAUCUCUGAUGGAGUCAGCCGUUAGUACAUCCACUCAAGUGCCAGAUGAGUUUGACCGUAAUGUUCCACGGAUCUGUGGUGUGUGUGGAGACAAAGCCACUGGCUUUCAUUUUAAUGCGAUGACCUGCGAGGGCUGCAAAGGCUUCUUCAGGCGCAGUAUGAAGCGGAAGGCCAGUUUUACCUGUCCCUUUAAUGGAAGCUGCACCAUCACUAAAGAUAACCGUCGCCACUGCCAGGCCUGCAGACUCAAGCGUUGCCUGGAUAUUGGCAUGAUGAAAGAGUUUAUAUUGACGGAUGAGGAAGUUCAGAGGAAAAAGGAGCUGAUCCAGAGGAGAAAGGAUGAGGAGGCGCAGAGGGAGGUGCAGAAGCCCCAGCUUUCAGAAGAGCAGCGCAGCAUCAUUGAUACGCUGGUGGAUGCGCAUCACAAAACCUAUGACGAUUCCUACUCUGACUUCUCACGCUUCAGACCUCCAGUUAGAGAGGGUCCAGUUACACGUAGUGCCAGCCGAGCCGCGUCUCUUCAUUCAGAUGCCUCGUCAGACUCCUUCAGCCACUCUCCAGAGUCAGGAGAUCGUAAGAUGAAUCUGAGUAAUCUGUUGAUGAUGUAUCAGGAGCAGGGUUUAAACUCCAGUCCAGACUCAAAGGAGGAUGAGGGCACUGGUCUUUCCAUGCUUCCUCACCUGGCUGACCUGGUUUCCUACAGCAUUCAGAAGGUCAUCGGAUUUGCCAAGUCGAUUCCUGGAUUCAGAGAGCUGACAGCUGAAGAUCAGAUUGCUUUGCUCAAGUCCAGUGCUAUAGAAGUGAUCAUGCUCCGGUCCAACCAGUCUUUCAGUCUGGAGGACAUGAGCUGGAGCUGUGGAGGACCCGAGUUUAAAUACUGCGUGAAUGAUGUCACGAAAGCUGGACACACUCUGGAGCUGUUGGAGCCUCUGGUGAAGUUUCAGGUGGGCUUGAAAAAGCUCAACCUACAUGAGGAGGAACAUGUGCUGCUGAUGGCCAUUUGCCUGCUGUCUCCAGACCGGCCUGGGGUGCAGGACCACGAGCGAGUGGAAGCGUUGCAGGACAGGUUAUCUGAGGUUCUGCAGGCAUAUAUCCGUGCGCAUCACCCGGGGGGGUGUCUGCUCUACGCUAAGAUGAUCCAGAAGCUGGCAGACCUCCGCAGCCUGAACGAAGAGCACUCCAAACAGUAUCGCUCCCUUUCUUUCCAGCCCGAACACAGCAUGCAGCUGACCCCUCUGGUGCUGGAGGUGUUCGGCGGACAGGUCACUUAGCAAGUUCACCCAAGUCGGAGCAAGACAUGCGGGUCAAACGGCGUGAGCCGGAGGAUUGUGGAGUGGAGUGAAUGUACGGUCAAUCACCUUAAAAUGCAUACAGAGUUUCCAGGAUGAAGUUUGUGAGUUGCGUGUGUGCGUGUGUGCGUGUGUGUGUGCGUGCAUGUGUGCGUGCGUGUGUGUGUGUGUCUUCUGAAAGUGUAUCCCUCAUCAUUUACAGAUCGGCUAGGGAGUGCCAUAGAUGUUUGCAUUUGUUUGUUGUAUGUAAGGAAGACAUUCUCAUGAGAAUGUAAUAUGGUCAUGGUGUUUUUCACUGUGGCAACUCAAUACAGUAUAUUUUACUGUAUUAUCAAUAGCCAACAGUAUUACACUGCAUGUGUAGGAUGAGUGUGUGAGCGUGCAGUCCUGUUCUAAACCUCUGCAUGGUCCCCAAAGCGCUGUCCACUACUGCUGAUGUCCUGUCUCUUCACCUCCUGCCUUUAAAUGCACAGGGUUAAAAGUACUAAUGCAAGCACACAGCUCUAACUCGCCCCUCGCCUAGCCACUUAACCAAUCAGACGGCAGCUCCGCCUCCCUUUCCUCUGCCUCCAGAGCUCUGAUAGGUCGCUGAACAAUGGCUGUCUUCUCUCCUAUUUGCCUUUGCUGUGAUUGGCCAAUAACCUGACGCCUCCACAAAGUGGUCAGUGCAGCAUUAGCGCUCGCCACGCAGCUAACCUGUAAAUAAGACUCAGUAUCUAUAUUCGUAACUUUUCAAAUCAGUGUAAAUAGAGUUUGAUAUAAGUGCUUCGUGUGGCUAAUGGUAGAAUCUAGCAGAGGGAGACCCUGCAGCCCUGGCUGGUUAUAAUGAAUAGGUAAACAAAGACUACGAUCUAACUGUGCGUUUAUGAAAACAUACAGGAAGCGGAAUCAUGAAUUACGUUUUAAAAAACAGCUUUACCUCCAUUCUUUACAUUGUCGUAAAGUCCUGUAGGAUACAUAUUUCUCAAAUCUUCCAUUCUAUCAUUCUUUUUUUUUUUUGAUUAGUUCAACGAAUUAAAUUUUUUUCAACAUUUUACCCUUCGUUAGCCAUCAUAUUUUUUUUCUCAUGACACCGCUAACAAAAUCAUGAAUGCUUUUUAUCAUGAAUUUAAUUUAUUUUAUUUUUUUAUUUAUAGCACAUUUGACACAAGCAAGAGUUACACAGCUAAAAUAAAAAUGUCGGUCAUAUUUCAACCCAAAAGAAAAUAAUCUCCCCAGAUGAAAUUUGAAUUACUCUAAUAUGACAAUGGAUAUCAUCCAUAUUACAAUUA